Molecule: messenger RNA, 1252 nt
Organism: Schistosoma bovis
Lineage: Eukaryota; Metazoa; Platyhelminthes; Trematoda; Strigeidida; Schistosomatidae
Source: the annotation of a GenBank genome assembly
GACAUGGGUCGGUUGGAGAUUUGGUACGCAGUCUUCCCCAUUGACACUUAUGCUACUUAUUACAAAUCUAGUUUGACAGUCUGGACUGUAAGAAUUCUCUAUUAUUUAUUUAAUGUAUUUCAGUCUAGAUUCUGUACAGCCCGUAUGACCAAGGCCGAGGAAAUAAGUGAGGUGACAACUUAAAUUAAGAGGGGAAUUGUGAAUUUUACCUCUUGAUGUCAGUUUUUGUAGCGGAAAAUCGUCUACCCCUACGUUGACUAUUUGGGGGACAUUUCUGUGAAGUACCCAGGUCGAAUGCGCAGAUGUUAACAUGCAUUUUCAGAAAUCUCACAAGUAACAGACCUAAGCGUAUAUGACCCAGAACUGCUAAAGUAUUCGAAGUGGUAAUGGACAAUAGGUGCUUUCAUCUAGUUCGCAUUCGUGUCUAUCAGGGUCACCAAUGACUCCCAGUAGGGAUUUCCCAAGUUUAGAUUUAAUUUGCUCGUUUUGCUUAAUUCAAAUUAAACAGCUAGUUUAUAAACUAUAUGAAUGUACUGUAAAGUUUGCGUUGGUUAGUUUGGAUUAGUUAUAAGAGCGUCACAUACUUAUUCUCUUGCUUAUAGGCAUGGUAAGUACUAUGUUUAUAAACCUAUUUUCGUGAAGGCUAUUAGUGUCGUCCGUUAAGGUUCUAAAGGUGUUAUAAUAUAAACAAUCUCCACAUAUCACAAAGGCACUGUAACAUGUUUAUGUUAGUGCAUUAGUAGAUAUUACACGGUAAAUUAGUCCUUCGCGUGUAAAAAUACGUUUUCCAAUAAGUUCAGAGCAAUUUUUCAUAUAAGGUUGUAUUCAUUACCUUUUAGGCUAGCGAAAUAUAUUCAAGAUGGCAUACCUUCGAACUGGUGCAGAAUUUAUAUCAUCGUAUCGUUCCAGUCUUAAUCGGAUGAGUGAACUUCAAAAAAAGAUAAAAAUGUUCGGAUUCAACAAUGCUUAUUAUAAUCAGGUUGGACUUUUGAAACAUGAUUGGCUACCUCAUAGUCCUGUUUGGCGCGAGGCUCUCCGUCGACUUCCGCGCGAACUACAGGAAGCUAGGGACUUCCGAAUUUCACGAGCGACUCAUCUCUACGCUUCGAAAAAUAUUUUGCCGAAGGAAGAGUGGACAACCGUUGAAGAUGAUAUCCCAUACUUGGAUCCGUACGUUGAAAUUGUCGUUAAAGAACUGAAUGACCGAUCAAACUGGGAUAAUUUUGUCAACCCCGAAAUAUAUAAUGAAUAA